Messenger RNA from Marmota flaviventris (yellow-bellied marmot), 2871 nucleotides. It is a transcript of the gene Ern2, whose product is annotated as endoplasmic reticulum to nucleus signaling 2. The record is from RefSeq and is a predicted model, not a curated record. Gene Ontology annotation, molecular function: ATP binding; protein serine/threonine kinase activity; RNA endonuclease activity. Lineage: Eukaryota; Metazoa; Chordata; Mammalia; Rodentia; Sciuridae. Gene Ontology annotation, cellular component: IRE1-TRAF2-ASK1 complex. Gene Ontology annotation, biological process: protein phosphorylation; intrinsic apoptotic signaling pathway in response to endoplasmic reticulum stress; mRNA processing.
AUGGGGACCGUCGCCCCCGGGUCCGGGUCGCCGCUGUGGCCCGGGCUCGGGCUCCUGCUCCAGCUCGCGACGCUGCUGGGGACGCUGGGGCCACAGGCGCAGACCCUGAAGCCAGAGAGCCUCCUGCUCGUGUCCACCUUGGAUGGAAGUCUCCACGCGCUGAGCAAGCAGACGGGGGACUUGAAGUGGACGCUGAAGAAUGAUCCCAUCAUCCAAGGACCAAUGUAUGUCACAGAAACAGCUUUUCUCUCAGACCCUGCUGAUGGCAGCCUGUACAUCCUGGGGACCCAGAGACAACAGGGAUUAAUGAAACUGCCAUUCACCAUCCCAGAGCUGGUCCAUGCCUCGCCCUGCCGCAGCUCCGACGGGGUCUUUUACACAGGACGGAAGCAGGACGCCUGGUUCAUAGUGAAUCCUGAGUCAGGGGAGACUCAGAUGACACUGACCACAGACAGUCUCUCUACCCCCCACCUCUACAUCGGCCGAACACAGUACACGGUCACCAUGCAUGACCCAAGGGCCCCGGCCCUGCGCUGGAACACCACCUACUGCCGCUACUCAGCAGCCCCCAUGGAUGGAUCACCUGGGAAAUACAUGAGCUACCUCACAUCCUGUGGGAUGGGCCUGCUGCUGACUGUGGACCCAGGAAGUGGGACGGUGCUGUGGACCCAGGACUUGGGUGUGCCUGUAAUGGGCAUCUACACCUGGCAUCAGGAUGGCCUGCACCAGCUACCCCACCUCACACUGGCUCGGGACACCCUGCAUUUCCUCGCCAUCCGCUGGGGCCACAUCCGGCUGCCUGCUUCAGGCCCCCAACAUACGGCCACACACUUCUCUGUCUUGGACACCCAGCUUCAGAUGACACUGUACGUAGGAAAAGAAGAAGCUGGCUUUUAUGUCUCCAAAGCCUUAGUCCACACAGGAGUGGCCCUAGUGCCUCGUGGACUGACCCUGGCCCCCAUGGAUGGCCCGACCACAGAUGAGGUGACACUCCAAGUCUCAGGGGAGCGGGAGGGCUCACCUAGCACUGCUGUCAGAUACCCCUCAGGCAGUGUGGCCCUCCCGAGCCAAUGGCUGCUCAUUGGACACCAUGAGCCGCCCCCAGUCCUGCACACCACCAUGCUGAGGGUCCAUCCCACCUCAGGGAGUGGGACUGCUGCCACAAGACCCCCAGAGAGUACCCACACUUCAACUGUCUUCUCAGAGCUCCUGAGCCCGAGUCAAGAGGAACCUUGGGACGCAGAGCUACAUCCUGAAGAGAAAACUCCAGACUCUUAUCCAGGGCUGGGAUCCCAAGACCUGCUGGCAGCCAGUCUCACAGGUGUCCUCCUGGGAGGCUGGAUUCUUUUCCUGAUGAGGCAGCAGCAGCAGUUGGCAGAGAAGCAGCAGAAGGCUCCCCCAGCACCUGAAGGCCCUGCCAUCUCACAGGACGCUCAGGCCCAGCUCCCAGGGGCCACCCCGCAAUGCCAGAAGAGUCUUCAAAGUCCCUCAGAGCAAGCCCAUCCACCCUGCAAUCCUGAAGCCGAGCAGCUCACUGUAGUGGGAAAGAUUUCCUUCAACCCCAAAGACGUGCUGGGACGCGGGGCAGGUGGGACAUUCGUUUUCCGGGGACAGUUUGAGGGUCGGGCGGUGGCUGUCAAACGGCUACUCCGAGAGUGCUUCAGUCUGGUUCGGCGGGAGGUCCAGCUGCUGCAGGAGUCCGACAGGCACCCCAAUGUGCUCCGCUACUUCUGCACGGAGCGGAGCCCCCAGUUCCACUAUAUUGCCCUGGAACUCUGCCAGGCCUCCUUGCAGGAGUACGUAGAGAACCCCGACCUUGGCCGCUGGGGCCUGGAGCCCACAAUGGUACUCCAGCAGCUGACAUCUGGCCUGGCACACCUGCACUCCUUACACAUAGUGCACCGUGACCUGAAGCCAGGCAACAUUCUCCUCACCGGGCCUGACAGCCAGGGUCAAGGCAGGGUGGUCCUCUCGGAUUUCGGCCUCUGCAAGAAGCUGCCUGCUGGCCGAUGCAGCUUCAGCCUCCGCUCGGGCAUCCCUGGCACCGAAGGCUGGAUGGCACCCGAGCUCCUACAACUCCUGCCCCCAAACAGCCCUACCACUGCUGUGGACAUCUUCUCUACAGGCUGUGUGUUCUAUUAUGUGCUUUCUGGUGGCAGCCACCCCUUUGGGGACAGUCUUUACCGCCAGGCCAACAUCCUCGCAGGAGCUACCUGUCUGACUCACCUGGAAGAGGAGGCCCACGACAAGGUGGUGGCCCGGGACCUGGUGGAAGCCAUGUUGAGCCCUGUGCCGCAGGCCCGCCCUUCCGCUCCACAGGUGCUGGCCCACCCCCUCUUUUGGAGCAGAGCCAAGCAGCUCCAGUUUUUCCAGGACGUCAGUGACUGGCUGGAGAAGGAGUCUGGGCAAGGGCCCCUGGUGACGGCGCUGGAGGCGGGCAGCUACAAGGUGGUCCGGCACAACUGGCACAAGCACAUCUCCAUGCCACUACAGACAGAUCUGAGAAGGUUCCGGUCAUAUAAGGGGACAUCGGUGCGAGACCUGCUGCGGGCCAUGAGGAACAAGAAGCACCACUACAGGGAGCUGCCGGCCGAGGUGCAGCAAGCCCUGGGCCAGGUCCCCGACAGCUUUGUGCAGUACUUCACCCAGCGAUUCCCGCGGCUGCUCCUCCAUACCCACCGCACCAUGAGGAGCUGCGCCUCGGAGAGCCUCUUCCUGACCUACUACCCGCCAGCUGCAGAGGCCAGGGAGCCAUGCCAGGAGCCACGGGGAGCUGAGCCAGCAGAGGGCACAGAGACAGCCUCCACCCGAGCGGGCAAGGGAGUUGGGCCUGCAGCUGAGGCCGAGGGGGAGGCCCAUCUCAGUCCCUGA